GUAGCGCAAAACAUCAGGAAGUGAUACGGGCGGCCAACUGGCUAGCUCAAGGCUAGCGAGCAGCAGAAAUGAAUAUUCACGUAAAAAGCAGUUCUGUGUAUCUUCACAGUCUGGAACGAGACUGACAUUUUGUCCACGCAUUGAGGAAGUGCACAGCCGCACAAAAAAAGUCUACAAUGGGUCAACGAAGGCGAGCAGCAGCUGUGAAAAAUCCUUCAUCUCAGGGAGUCUCUGGAGGUCCUGCAGAGUCUGUCAGGGUUUCCAGCAGGAAGCACAACAUCUGCAUGGUGUCUGACUUCUUCUAUCCGAAUAUGGGAGGGGUAGAGAGUCACAUUUACCAGCUUUCCCAGUGUCUGAUUGAAAAGGGACACAAGGUGGUGAUUGCCACCCAUGCCUACGGCAGGAGGAAGGGUGUCAGGUACCUGACCAAUGGACUGAAGGUGUACUACCUACCCCUGCAAGUGAUGUACAACCAGUCCACAGCCACCACCUGCUUCCACAGUCUCCCACUGCUGCGUUGUGUGUUUGUCAGGGAACGCAUCACUGUGGUGCACGCACACAGCUCGUUCUCCGCCAUGGCCCAUGAUGCACUUUUCCAUGCUAAAACUAUGGGCCUCAACACGGUGUUCACUGACCACUCUCUCUUCGGCUUCGCUGACGUCAGCUCUGUGCUGACCAACAAACUCCUGACUGUGUCGCUGUGUGAUACCAACCACAUUGUGUGUGUGUCGUACACCAGUAAGGAGAACACAGUGCUCCGUGCAGCACUUGACCCAGAGAUAGUGUCUGUUAUUCCCAAUGCUGUUGACCCUACAGACUUCACCCCUGACCCUUCCCAGCGCCAAGACGACAGGAUCACUAUUGUUGUCAUCAGCCGCCUUGUCUACCGCAAAGGAAUUGAUCUUCUUGGUGGAAUAAUCCCAGAGCUCUGCCUCAAACAUCCAGACCUGCAUUUCCUAAUUGGUGGAGAGGGACCGAAGCGAAUUGUGUUAGAGGAAGUGAGAGAGAAGUAUCAACUACAUGACCGGGUGCGUCUGCUGGGGGCUUUGGAGCAUAAAGAUGUUCGUGGCGUUUUGGUGCAGGGUCACAUCUUCCUUAACACAUCACUGACUGAAGCGUUCUGCAUGGCCAUUGUAGAGGGAGCCAGCUGUGGACUGCAGGUGGUCAGCACUCGUGUCGGGGGCAUUCCCGAGGUGUUACCUGAAGAUUUGAUUACCUUGUGUGAGCCCACUGUACGGUCAUUGUGUGCUGGUCUGGAAGCAGUCAUCACCCGGCAGCGGUCAGGCUCUGUCCCCUCCCCUGCCUCCAUCCACGCACGUGUGCAAAACCUCUACACCUGGAGAAACGUCGCAGAGAGGACUGAAAAAGUGUAUGACAGAGUGGCUGGAGAGGAGGUGCUUGCUCUGGACAGACGGUUACAGAGGCUGAGGGCUCACUGUGGCCCCGUUGCUGGCUCCAUCUUUGCAUUUGUAGCCGUCUUAGACUUCCUCUUCCUGCUGCUCCUGCAGUGGCUGGUGCCAGAUCGGGUCAUGGAUGUCGCUGUGGACACCACCGGCCCUCGCAGGCUGUGGAGGCAGGAAAAAAGCAGUAAAAACGAAGCACAUUCUAAAGGUGCCACAAGGCGAGCGGCAGAACUUCAUCACAGUGAUGGCUUCCACGCCUCUGCCUCAGUUCUAGCUGCUUAUAUGAUGCCAUAUUAUCUUUAUGAUGCAGACUAACAUUUUAAACAUGGCUACUGAAUGUGCUCAUGGUAACCCCAAACAUUGUUUACAUUUACUAAUCAAAGGGACCUUGUGAAAGAAUUAUAUGGAAUAUGGAGUGUUUUUAUCUUUAUAAUGGAAAUCUGUGGUAGUCCUUGAGGCUUUAACAAGCACUUUUUUGAUUUGGCGAUAACAGUAAAGAUGGCACUGAGCAGAGGGAGUGAAAGGGCUCGUUAAUUGUACACUUCCUUUUGCACUGCACAGAACAGCAGUAACCUAUUUUCACUUUUUGUGAUGCUAUGUAUCAGUACAAAAUGUUUUAUUUGUAUAAUUUUGAUACCACAGAUUUCAGUCCUUUGUUUAAUAACUUUAUUUUUCUCCUCCAAGAUGUUACAUAUUUUUAUGAAACUUGGGAAUUCUUUAAAAUGAUCCUGAGACUCCCAGGCAAUCCAAAUAUAGAAAAUAAAGUGUACUUUCAAAUGUG
Molecule: messenger RNA, 2184 nt
Organism: Lates calcarifer (barramundi perch)
Lineage: Eukaryota; Metazoa; Chordata; Actinopteri; Centropomidae
Product: phosphatidylinositol N-acetylglucosaminyltransferase subunit A
Exons: 7
Coding region: 177-1718 (513 amino acids)
Biological process (GO): GPI anchor biosynthetic process
Cellular component (GO): glycosylphosphatidylinositol-N-acetylglucosaminyltransferase (GPI-GnT) complex
Molecular function (GO): phosphatidylinositol N-acetylglucosaminyltransferase activity
Source: RefSeq, a predicted model, not a curated record